Messenger RNA from Tetrahymena thermophila SB210, 609 nucleotides. RefSeq names its product peptide methionine sulfoxide reductase msrA. Lineage: Eukaryota; Ciliophora; Oligohymenophorea; Hymenostomatida; Tetrahymenidae. The record is from RefSeq and is a predicted model, not a curated record. The transcript has 2 exons. Gene Ontology annotation, molecular function: peptide-methionine (S)-S-oxide reductase activity.
AUGAAUAAUUCGGAAGUUGCUGUUUUAGGAGGUGGUUGUUUUUGGUGUAUUUAUGCUGUCUUCAAGAGAGUCAAAGGAGUUCAAAAAGUUAUUUCUGGUUUUUCUGGAGGUGAGUUGAAGAAUCCUACUUACAAAGAGGUUUACACAGGAACAACAGGACAUGCUGAAGUAGUUUAGGUUACUUUUGAUCCAGAAGUUAUUUCUUACGAAAAUCUCCUCAGAAUCUAUUUCAAUGUUCAUGAUCCAACUCUAUUAAAUAGAUAAAAUGAUGAGGAUGUAGGAACUCAUUACAGGUCAGUAAUUUUUUAUUUGAGUGAAUAAUAACAAAAGACAGCUUUAGCUCUCAUUAAAGAGCUUGAAGAAUCUAAGUAUUACAAAGAUCCUAUUGUAACUAAAGUUGAUAAAUUUGAAGAGUUUUACCCAGCUGAAGAUUACCAUCAAAAUUACUUUGAUAUUAACCCUGAACAAAGAUACUGCAAAGCCGUAGUAGAACCUAAAUUAAAGAAAUUUUUGAUUAAAUAUAAAGACUACUUAAAGCAAGAAGAAGAAGAAUUAAAGUAAAAAUAAUUAUAGUAAGAAUAAUAGUAAUAAUAAUAAUCAUAGUAAUGA